AGACCGAGCUGUCAGAACCCGCCACACUCAGGGCUUCAUGUCUCAAAUACAGGAUGGAUUUAUCACAGCUUAACUUUAAAUUACAGAUGUAGUUUGUAGCUAAAGCCUUGUGGUUCAAACACUGACUUCUCAUCUUUCCAAGGUUCAAAUCAAUCUGUGAUGGACUCCAGGCCUCGGAACCCUUUCUGCUUGUCCAGCACCAGGUACUCCUACACUGUGUCCAGUCCCACGGUCUCGUCCACGUUGGGCUCCGGUAGUCGGCUGUACGGCAGGGAGCCGGCGCUGAGUCGUGACCGCCUCCCGAGGGCUUCGUCGCCUUACAGAUCCGACCUGGAUAAACAGAGUUCUCGUCUUCUGAGCUCGUCCAGAGAGUACGGCGCUUCUGAAGCUCGCUCCCCCAGCUGGAGACUCCCCUCCCUGACGUCCUCCGGUAGAUCCUACGACCGCCCGUGGGCCGAGUCUCCUCUCAGCAGCCGGAGCAAAGUGACUGAUCCUGAGGGAAGGCUGGGGAGCUCCUCGCGUGUGUUGGACACCAGCGAUGAUGCCGAAUCUAAAAGGGCCAAACUGUCGUACCGCAACAGAGUACUCCAGUACUCCAGAACAGCCAGCACCUCUGUUCCAGAGUCCACCUACUGCAGUACUGGGCUCAGCGGCAGCAGGGGAGCAGGUGAAACACUGCGCGAGUCGCUCAGUUCGCCGUGGAGCUCGUAUCGUUUACGCUCGAGGUCAUCAUCAACCUCCUCUAAGCCGCUACUGUCCUCCAGAGAACAGGAGGCGAAGAAGGAGCCCAGCCUCUCUGGUUUGGGAGAAAGAAGAGUUGGGACUCCCGGACCGGCCUCCUCACUGUAUCAAACCGACAGAGUGAUGUCCACAUACGCACAAGGAGCUCGUCCUAAAGAGACUACCUACUCCCCCUCUUUUCCCUCUUCCUCCUUCUCCUCCUCCAGAGAGAGCUCUCUGAAUCGACAUGUUCUGACCUCAGCCUCCCAGCAUUCCACCGCUCGGACUCGCGACUUCAGCAGCGGAACCUCGUCCCGUUUCAGGACCGUCUCGCCGUCUCGUCUCUUAUCUCAGGAACAAACACGAAGCCCUGACUCUUCUGGUAUCUUACCUUCCUCCUCCCGCACUCCUUGGCGCUCCACGCCCCUGGGCAGACCCGAGGCCACGCUCCCACGGUUGACCCCUGAUGUCAGGGAGCUGGAGGGCCGCAGCUCCACUCGUCGCCUUCUGUCUCGCUUAUUCACGCGGCGUUCCAGCCAGGACUCUUCCAGUGGGUCUUCCAGUGCCCGCUCCCUUGAAGAUGACACUCCGUCCACCAGCGGGGAGUCCGUGGACAGCGAAGAGGGAGCCAGGACAACUGGGGUGGAUGCUGAUGUUGCAGAGACGACCCCAAACAGUCUCAAGAACGGUCGGGCCGACCUCUCACCGAUCCAGGAAUGCGAUGGCUCCCAGAGCGGCCAGGCCCGGCGCAGAUUGACCUCACGGAGAGAGUCUCCUGUCAGCAGCGGAGGAGGAAGCAGUUCCUCCUGGCUGUCUUCCUCACUCCGAGGCCGCUGUCCUCCUCUUCUCUCUCGCCUCAGAAGAUACGCUCAGUCCACCCCAGGCUCGGAGGAAGGCUACAGCCGCCCACGACACUUACUGAGACGGUGGGAUGACCUCGAGCAGAAGACGUCGCCGGAGGAGGAGGACGAUGACACGGACGAAGAGGAUGAGGAUGAAGAAGAGGAAGGAGCAGUUGGUGUGGAUCCUUUCUCUGCAGUUCGUGGUCGCAGACUAGAAGACGAAAGGUUGCCCGAACUGGAAGAUGCUAAUAUUACGUUUUCACCGCGCAGCGGAGUGGAAAGAUUUGAGACAGUUUCUUUGGGAAGCGCCGAGAGACAGAGCGAGACCGAGGAGAAACUGCGCAAGAUUAAAGAGAAGCUGCUGCUGGAGGACUCUGACGAGGAGGACGGCGAUCUGUGCCGGAUCUGUCAGAUGCGGGAGGAGUCCUCGUCCAACCCCCUGAUCCAGCCGUGCCGCUGCACCGGCAGCCUGCAGUUCGUCCAUCAGGACUGCAUCAAGAGGUGGCUUCGCUCCAAGAUCUCCUCAGGCUCGAACCUGGAGACCAUCACCACCUGUGAACUCUGUAAGGACAAGCUGCGCUUGAACAUGGACAACUUCGACAUUAACGAGUUGUACUGGGAACACCAGCAGUCGGAGUACGACGAGCUCAUCAGCAGCGGCCUCUACCUGGUGGUUCUGCUUCAUUUCUACGAGCAGAGGUUCUCCGACGUCCUCCGAGUCGUCGACGCAGCCGGGUUGUUCAACCUGGCCAGAACUCUUCAAGAGUACAUGGACAAUCUGGAAACGCCCGACGGGGAAAGUGACGAUGAACAGCGGGACGGACGACCGUCCGUGGACUUCUCCGACCUGGACGACGAUCUGGAGGAGUAUUGACGGCGUUGAGCCGGUCGACAGGAAGUGAUGUCAGCUCUCUGAGCCGUUCUUUUUCUUUUUCUGCUGCUGUUUGUCUGCUGAGAGGCGCGGCUCCUUUGGGGUCAAACUCUGAACGAAUGCUUGAAAUUUGUGGUUUAAAACCACUUCCUGUUUGUUUGACGGUGCACUUUAUUAACCGGUAAAUUAUUAAAGAUGCGAGACUAAUGGUUCGACCACAAGUGCUUUAAGGUUAAAUGAGGACGAGUCAUGUGUUUGUGAUUUGACCACGUUUUGGAGUCAAAAGAUAAAAAACUGCAUUUUUUCUUUUGAAAAUAUUCAAAUAUAAAAAGACCAUUAACCCAAUCAGCACAUUUUGUCACAGUUGAAAUUUGGUUUUAUGCUUUUAAG
Messenger RNA from Nematolebias whitei (Rio pearlfish), 2823 nucleotides. It is a transcript of the gene marchf7, whose product is annotated as membrane-associated ring finger (C3HC4) 7. The transcript has 10 exons. Bases 160 to 2436 code for a protein of 758 amino acids. The record is from RefSeq and is a predicted model, not a curated record. NCBI's taxonomy places the organism in Eukaryota, Metazoa, Chordata, Actinopteri, Cyprinodontiformes, Rivulidae. Gene Ontology annotation, molecular function: zinc ion binding.